This is a messenger RNA of Centropristis striata (black sea bass), 386 nucleotides long. RefSeq names its product ribosomal protein L39 (gene rpl39). Gene Ontology annotation, molecular function: structural constituent of ribosome. Bases 60 to 215 code for a protein of 51 amino acids. Gene Ontology annotation, biological process: translation. Gene Ontology annotation, cellular component: ribosome; cytosolic large ribosomal subunit. NCBI's taxonomy places the organism in Eukaryota, Metazoa, Chordata, Actinopteri, Perciformes, Serranidae. The transcript has 3 exons. The record is from RefSeq and is a predicted model, not a curated record.
CGUCACUUCCUUCUCUCUCUUCGGCCACCGCCAUAGUCGGAACAAGGACUGUGGGCAAAAUGUCGUCCCACAAGACUUUCAAGAUCAAGCGCUUCCUCGCCAAGAAGCAGAAACAGAACAGGCCCAUUCCGCAGUGGAUCAGAAUGAAGACUGGAAACAAGAUCAGGUACAACUCCAAGAGGAGACACUGGAGGAGGACCAAGCUGGGCUUGUAAACAUGAGGGUCCCUGGAUCCAAGCAUCUCUCCAUCCCAACAUCUGCCAGGACUUCCAGCUGCUGGGCCUGACCGCCAGGAGGGAGCCAUGUUAUCUGGAGCAGCAGUCGUUUUGUACAGAUACUCUGGUUAUGCUCAUGUUUGACAAUAAAAGAUCUUUGAUCAAACUUGA